AUGGCUGUAAAGUUGAGAUGGCCUUGGUUAGGGAUAGCUAUACCAACACUUUUGAUAUCAUUUAUAGGUUAUGGUGCGCAUUAUUUUAUUUUAUCCAAUUUCUUGCCAAUAGCGAAACAAAUAGGAUUUGAGUUUUCUUUGUCAAUGAUAUGGUUUUCUUAUUAUUUGGCCAUCUACACGAAUCCCGGAAGACCUUUACCCAACUACCAACCAACUCCUGGCAUCUGGCCGAAUUUCUGUAAGAAGUGCCAGAAUUAUAAACCAGAGCGUUCUCACCAUUGUAAAACCUGCAACCAAUGCGUUCUAAUGAUGGAUCAUCAUUGCCCUUGGACUAUGAAUUGUGUCGGCUUCGGAAACUAUCCGCAUUUCUUAAGAUUCUUAUUUUGGAUCAUUAUUACUACCAGUAUUUUAUUUUGCAUUCAAGUUAAGCGAAUAUGCUUCAUUUGGCAACGGAGGAACUUUCCUGGAUACCUCUUCAAAAAAUCAGAACUAACCUUUUUAACAAUUUUGAGUCCCUUGAAUUUUUUUGUCCUGUUAACGAUAACGGUCCUUUUCUUACGGUGUUUAUUUAAUCAAAUAGUGAACGGAAGAUCUCAAAUUGAGUCGUGGGAUAUGGAUCGGCUCGAAUCUCUAUUUGACUCCAGAAGGUUGAUCCAGAAAUUGAUUUAUAACACUUGGAGAAUCUAUCCUGAAUCAAAGACACUUCAACAUGAAAGGGACGCCGAAGGGCUUUUGAAGCAACAAAGAUCCAGUUUUGAAGGACUUGUAAAUUUCCCUUACAAUUUUGAUUUGCACACCAAUGCUAUAUUAUACCUUGGCCCUGUCCAUUUAUGGCUGUGGCCAUAUGGCAUUCCCACAGGGAAUGGAAACAACUUUCCAAAGAAUGAUAUAUCCAAUUAUGAAGUUGACUCCCCGUUAGAAGAUAUCAUCCUCUCACUUCCUUGGCCGCCUGAUGGAGGCGAAACAACUACCGUUUCUAAUCCUAAAACUUCAACGAUAGAGACAUGUAAUGAAGGCGGUGAACAGGUAGUAAGAAGUAGAGUUGCUCAAAAUGGCAGAUCUGCUUCCCGCGAAAAAUGGUUCAACGAUUGGGGGGAAUCACUGGACGAUUUUGGUGUCGACGUUGAUAUGGAAUAA
Molecule: messenger RNA, 1137 nt
Organism: Saccharomyces mikatae IFO 1815
Lineage: Eukaryota; Fungi; Ascomycota; Saccharomycetes; Saccharomycetales; Saccharomycetaceae
Gene: PFA4
Product: palmitoyltransferase PFA4
Exons: 1
Coding region: 1-1137 (378 amino acids)
Biological process (GO): peptidyl-L-cysteine S-palmitoylation; protein targeting to membrane
Cellular component (GO): endoplasmic reticulum membrane; Golgi apparatus; endoplasmic reticulum
Molecular function (GO): protein-cysteine S-palmitoyltransferase activity
Source: RefSeq, a predicted model, not a curated record